This is a messenger RNA of Lactuca sativa (garden lettuce), 908 nucleotides long. The record is from RefSeq and is a predicted model, not a curated record. NCBI's taxonomy places the organism in Eukaryota, Viridiplantae, Streptophyta, Magnoliopsida, Asterales, Asteraceae.
CGUAAAAGUUGAAAUCAAUUUACAAGAAAAUCACCCUUUCGUCUUUCUUCAGUCUUCACCGAUAAAAUGCACAAACCCAGGAACCUUCUUUGAGUCGUGUCCACCUUCAAUUAAAAACCCAGGAACAUAUUCUUGACGAUUUUUUGGGCAAUGUUCUUGAUACCUUUUAAAACCCUCACAUUGUUGAUCUAUUAAGAAAACCCCAAAUAAUAAUCAAUGAAUACCGAUCAAGAAAACCUGAAGAAUGUGGAAAAAUCGGGUACCGAUGAACUCGACUGGUCGCUAAAUCUUAACGAUUUCGAACUGAAUCUAAUUCGUGAGAUUAUCAGCAGCGGCGACAUCGCCACAGUACUACAACUGCAACACCAUCAAUCAAAAUCGCCAGAAAAUUCAACAAAUUUUCCGGCAACGGGUACGACUGCAACUCCUCCCGUAGACGAGGCAAUGAACAUGGAAUUCACAGCAAGGCAAUGCAAUGAGAUGGUGGUUUCCGGUUUAAAGGAUCGCCGACCUCCGCCACAAUCACUGCAAAAGAAGAGGUACAGAGGCGUUUGUCUACGGCGGUCAGGAAAAUUCUCGGCUGAGAUAUGUGCACGAGGUAGGAGGCGGUGGCUGGGGACGUACGAUACGGCGGAGGAAGCUGCUAUGGCGUUCGAUCGAGCAGCUUUUAAGGAACGUGGAUCACAUACUGUUCUUAACUUCCCGGAUUUGAUCGGAAACCUAAAUGUAAGCCCUGAAAAAGAUACCAACAAGAAACUAUCGCUGUGGUCGGAGGGUUCACCGGAAUCAUCAACAAACAACCACACCUGAAGCGGAAAAGCGCCGCCGUUUAAAUCAUUAUUUUUAUCUGAAACACAAGUGGGGAGUUCAUGAAUAUCUAGUGUCUAGUGAACCGUUUUUUUCUUUUU